CCGGGCGGCCCCGGCAGCUCCGCCGCCCGUCCGCCCCCGUGCACUGGCCCCACUGCACUGCCGCCGCCGAGACCGGCUCCGGCACCCGCGCCCCAGGUGAUGGUGUAGCAGCAGCUGCUCCCGGCAGCAGCACCCCGAGCGCGCAAAGCUGGCUCCCUGCGCCAUGGUCACCCACAGCAAGUUCCCCGCCGCCGGGAUGAGCCGCCCCCUCGACACCAGCCUGCGCCUCAAGACGUUCAGCUCCAAGAGCGAGUACCAGCUGGUGGUGAACACCGUGCGCAAGCUGCAGGAGAGCGGUUUCUACUGGAGCACGGUGACGGGCGGUGAGGCCAACCUGCUGCUGAGCACCGAGCCGGCCGGCACCUUCCUCAUCAGGGACAGCUCGGACCAGCGGCACUUCUUCACCCUCAGCGUCAAGACGGAGUCUGGCACCAAGAACCUGCGCAUCCAGUGCGAGGGAGGCAGCUUCUCCUUGCAGAGCGACCCUCGCAGCAGCCAGCCCGUGCCCCGCUUCGACUGCGUGCUCAAGCUGGUACAUCACUACAUGCCACCCGCACCCUGUGCAGUCCCCGAGCAGCCAGGGGGGGGCCUGCACCCCAAGCGCACCUACUACAUCUACUCGGGUGGUGAGAAGAUCCCCUUGGUGUUGAGCCGCCCGCUCUCCUCCAGCGUCUCCACCCUGCAGCACCUCUGCCGCAAGACUGUCAACGGGCACCUGGACUCCUACGAGAAGAUGACUCAGCUGCCGGCUCCCAUUAAGGAGUUCCUGGACCAGUACGAUGCCCCUCUCUAAGGGACCAGCGGAGCGAGAUUACACGCUACAAGCACAAGAGCAGGGGACAGGCACAACACCCCACCAGCACGGGAACUCACAGGGCUCGCCAAGCCUCUCCCUCUGGCAAAGGGAGAGGGGGACUGGGGCGAGCCACCAUGGGCUGUGGCUGCGGCCAGCACUGCCUGGCACCCUUGGUGCUGGGGGGAGACCCCCUGAGGAAGCGUGACAUGCCCUCUCCAUGGGGAAGGAGACUGUUCCGGUCGGGCUGUGGAUGUUACAGUGCACCCAGUGCAGAGGCCUCCCCGUCACGGCCGGGGAGAGCCCAUUGGCAAAGCCCCCGUGGGCUGGGGCAGCCAGGAUGGCACCCGUGGCGCAGAGCGAUAUGCACCCCGGCAGCCACAUCCCCGCUGCUGCGGUGGGACCACACCUGGGGAGUGUCCUGGCAAGAGCCCCUUCUACCACUAGAGAAUGGAAAGCACUUGAGUCCAGCUAGUGCCUGAUCGCUUUUCCUCAGUUUUAAGGGGAAAGUGUUUUUUGCCCGUACUGUACUUUACCUCUUGCUGCCUCCUUGUGGGUGGAAGCUCCUUUCACACCAGGUCGCUGCCUUUCCCCCUCGUUGCUAUUUUCCAGGGGACUUAGCCUUAAUAUUCUCCCUGCCCUAUGGUCUGGGUCACUGCACAUCAUUUGGUGACGUUGAGUGAUAACAGUCCGGUGACAAGUCAUGAAGCCAGAGGGGAAACAGCGUGUCCCAUCACUGCUGAAAGUCCAGCAAGACUACGUUUGCAAGGCACACCCUGAGGACCUGGUGCUGCUGCUGGACCAUUACCCCGAGCGUUGCAGCCCUCCUCUGCCUGGCUGCUUCCCACAGACCCUGGCCACACUGCUCUGUGGGGGCACCGAUUCCUGCAGGAACGUGGCAGGAAUAUCCCCUGGAGCACAUCGUCUUGCAAGUGCUUUUCUGCGUCUGCCUGGAGAAGUGGUUGGGUUUUUCUGGCUUUUUAAAGUUUUAUUUCUUUUUUAACCGAAGGGAUGUUUACAGGCCAACGUGAAUCACUGUCUUUUAUAAAGAUUCCAUCUUCACCUCCAGCCUCGAGGGCUGAGCAAAAACAUGCUUGAAAAUUCAACCAAAACAAAACUCAGAUGAAACUUUGCACAUAUUAUUUAUAUUUAUAUUCAAAAGGGAGAUGUUUCCAUAAUUUAUAAUAAAGAGCACUAUUUUUUAAUUAAAAACCUCAGAUCUGGUUUGU
Molecule: messenger RNA, 2022 nt
Organism: Falco peregrinus (peregrine falcon)
Lineage: Eukaryota; Metazoa; Chordata; Aves; Falconiformes; Falconidae
Gene: SOCS3
Product: suppressor of cytokine signaling 3
Exons: 2
Coding region: 164-793 (209 amino acids)
Biological process (GO): phosphatidylinositol phosphate biosynthetic process; intracellular signal transduction
Cellular component (GO): phosphatidylinositol 3-kinase complex
Molecular function (GO): 1-phosphatidylinositol-3-kinase regulator activity
Source: RefSeq, a predicted model, not a curated record